AUGCCGAAAACUGUCUUCCUCCUCAAGCGCUUGGCUUGCGCUCCUCUGAAACGAAGACCACCGAUCUUAACUGUCUCUAGAAGUUUCAGCGAAGGCCUGCGGCUGUCGUCCACAGCCCCCAACCCUAAGAAGGAUCAAGAUGGCUCAACGUCCUCGCAGGAGAAUGCUCCCCCUAAAUCCCCGUCAAUGGGGGACCUUCUAGCCAAUACAAAUCCUCAAGACAAUUCUCUGCUUGCCCCCAUACAUAUAGCAGAAGAUGCAAAUGCUAUCCUCAAGUCUGAUCAUCCCUCCGUCGACAUCCUAUCGCAGUCAGGCAUUGUCGUCCAACGGCAACUCGAGAUGAUGAAUAUAUUUCUCGGCUUCGAGCAGGCCAAUCGAUAUGUUAUACUUGAUCCACACGGGAAUCACAUUGGGUACAUGGCUGAGCACGAAGGCGGCAUUGGGCACACAAUGAGGAGGCAAUUCUUCACAACACAUCGUGCAUUUACUACCCACGUCUUCAAUCGUCAAUCGAGGGAGGUGUUGAGAUUCCAUCGCCCGUUUUCGUGGAUCAACACUCGCAUCCGGGUCUACGAUCCCUGGGAUACCCCUUCAGAGACUCAAAAGUCGACUUCCACUAUGCUCGCCCCACAAAGCAAUACCGAUCCCAUAGGCCAGCCGCAAAUAUCUCCUCUUCCACUGGAAGCAAUGCGCGUAAUUGGUGAGACGCAUUCACAAUGGGCACCACUGCGCCGUAAAUACGAUCUCUUUCUUUCCCAUGACCUCGCCUUGAAUGAAGCUGACCCCAACCCAAUGUCAAGGAAGAGAAGUGAAGGGCUGUCGAGUUUGCAGCAGAGCCAGAUCGCAGAAAAUAACAGAUCUAGUUCGACCACAGACUUUACCCAAUUCGCCGCGGUAAAUGAGCCCUUCUUGUCUUGGGAUUUCUCACUGUUGGAUCAAAACAAUCGCAAGAUUGGAUCGGUCAACCGGGAAUUUCGAGGGUUUGGACGAGAGCUAUUCACAGAUACUGGAAGCUACGUCUUACGGAUGGACGCGGCUGGGAUGGAAGAUCAAGGAGAUAAGCAUGGUGACCGUGCCUACGCAGAGGCAUUGGGAGGGCGAGAGAGCAACUAUGGGAUGACCCUUGAUCAAAGAGCAGUGAUGCUUGCCACCGCCGUGACGAUCGAUUAUGACUAUUUCUCUCGCCAUAGCGGAGGACACGGUUUCUUCCCAAUUUGGCUUGGAGGUGGUGGCGGAGAGGCUGCCGGCGGGGCAGUCGGAGCUGGGGCCGCCGGCGCCGGAGAGGCUGCAGGAGCUGUUGGAGCUGCUGGUGCCGCUGAAGCUGGUGGUGCUGUUGUUGGAGGAGCUGGUCGGGCCGUUGGAUCAGCUGCCGGAGGAGCUGCGGGGAUUGGUGAGGGUGCUAUGGCUGGUGCCGGAACCAUGGCAGGCUACGAAGCAAUGCAAAGGGGAAUGGGCCGAAGAUCCGAAGCCGCAGAGGAUAGCAACAGUCCUCAGCAGCAGCAGCCGCCGCCGCCGUCUCCAGAGCAGCCUCAUGGCCAACCCGACGAUACUCAAUCUCCACAAAGUGGUUUUGGCGAGCCGCAUCAAGGUGAAGAUAUCUGGGGUUCCGAAGAUUCGGAACCUUUCAAAGAUGGAGCUCAAGGAGGAGGUGAAGGCGGGGGAGGCGGCUGGUUUUCAGAUUUGUGGGAUUCUUUUUGGAAUAACUAA
Messenger RNA from Cladophialophora psammophila CBS 110553, 1707 nucleotides. RefSeq lists its product as uncharacterized. The record is from RefSeq and is a predicted model, not a curated record. Gene Ontology annotation, molecular function: phospholipid scramblase activity. The transcript has a single exon. Gene Ontology annotation, biological process: plasma membrane phospholipid scrambling. Bases 1 to 1707 code for a protein of 568 amino acids. NCBI's taxonomy places the organism in Eukaryota, Fungi, Ascomycota, Eurotiomycetes, Chaetothyriales, Herpotrichiellaceae. Gene Ontology annotation, cellular component: plasma membrane.